Aureobasidium pullulans EXF-150 is the source of this 338-nucleotide messenger RNA. RefSeq lists its product as uncharacterized. The coding region runs from base 68 to 247 and encodes 59 amino acids. NCBI's taxonomy places the organism in Eukaryota, Fungi, Ascomycota, Dothideomycetes, Dothideales, Saccotheciaceae. The record is from RefSeq and is a predicted model, not a curated record. The transcript has a single exon.
GCCUGCAGUGUGUGCUUGCAUUUCUGUGCCGCCAGUGCACGAUUCCGACGACCUGGAUAAGUCUGUCAUGAUUUCCCCAUCGCUGGUACUAUCCAAAGUGGCUAGUCCCUCGCCAUCUGUUUCCACAAACAUGACUAGCUGUCUUGCAGUCCCUUCGAUUGCCAUGUCAUCUCGCUACGUAACCCGUCAUUUGCCUAUGGACAGACAGAAAAGUCGGCAUCAUCAUGCUUGGGGUUUCGUCACGUAAGAAGCGCCAGCACACGCCACUGCCAGUUGGAAAACGGAGCUGUCAAGCAGCAAGGGCUACAAACAACGUGCAAAAGUUAAGCUGACAGCAG